CUGGAAACAGUGCGCGUUAGUGCAUCAUCACAGCAUACGUUUUUCCUAUGUGAAAAAGGGGCGAGAUUGCUUCACUUUAUCCCUCUGUUGUGCUUUCUUCUGUUGUGGAAAUGUUCUGUUAGAAUCUUUUAUGUUAUUUCCUGUCAAAAAAGAAAGAAAAAAUAGAAUCAUUUCCUGAGAGAUAGACAAACCCACACUUUACUUGUGCGUGUGUGUGCGUGCUCACAUGUGUGCGUGGUAUAAAGAACGAGGAAGACUGUAAGAGCCAACCCAGAAAGGUUAGAGGUUAGUGAGAGAGCUGCUAUCACUGUAGGUAAACAAGUGUAGAGAAAUCAGAGAGCUCGUACGCCAAAGCUCAGACUCCCUGAGCAGAUAUUUGAACCGGUGAGAAGCGGGGAUCGAAGGAGAGGCUAGACAGCUUGCCUUACCUGUGCUCCCAGUCCAGAGCAUAUGCAGCAAAGGCAAGAAAAAGCUUUCCUGUAGUAAAGAAGGGAAAAAAGGUAAAGUGGGGAAAGAGACACUUUGGGAGCAGAAGAAAAAGAGCAUCUGGGGGAAUAACUGUGAUGGAAAACCUGCCCGUCUAUCACGGACCCAUCGGCAAGGACGAGGGAGAAAGGCGGCUGGGCCAGGACGGCCGAGACGGGUGCUACCUAGUCCGCAACAGUGACACCGUGGAGGGUGUCUACUGCCUGUGUGUGCUAUCCCAAGGCUACGUCUACACAUAUAGAAUCCACAGAGAUGAUGCAGGCUCAUGGGCAGCAGAGACCACUCCUGGUGUGCAGAAACGAUAUUUCCGGCAAAUCAAGAAUUUGAUAGCAGCUUUCCAGAAGCCUGGACAAGGAAUUGCCAUGCCUCUGCUUUACCCUGUCACCGCUCAGAGACGGGCGCAGACACACACAGAGGAGCCCUGUAAUAGCUCGUCGACGACGGAGAGCAGCCCGAACCCUUACUUCCAGCAGCGGAUGCCACAUGCUGCACAGGGACAGAAAAACAGGAACAAGAAGGAGGUGCGACAAGCUUUUGGUUAGGGGCGAACCCUAAGCUGCACCACUGACCUCAUUUCUAAGCAGAAAUACUGCCAGGGCACCAUUCCUGCUGUUUGCGUUUUUUGCAUAAUGUGCAUCAAGUAAAUGUCAUUCCCCCCCCCCCAUUUGCUACAUUGAGCUCAUUUAGGCUCCAGCAGUGACUCAGAUCUCAGCCUCCUUCUACUUUUUUUUUUGCAUAUGCAGCACAGAAAGUGCAACCCCCCCUCUCUCCUCCCCUCUUAACUUUCUGGGAUGUAAAAGAUUCAGCUGCAGAACCAUUAAUAUCCAUUACCGCAUACAUAAGCUGACAACAAAUAUUGUGCUCUGUUUUCUUAAUGCAAUAGAGUUGUGUGAGCGGCAAAGAAAAUAAAUGAUAUUGGCUGAAAUAAACUCUUUUAAAUAAGGUCAUCCACACACAGCCGUACACACCCGAGCCUGCGUUUGACAUAAUGCUGAGGGGAAAGGGGGGGGGGACGAGAGAAAAAAAUUCAAUUUGACAUAUUGGAGUGCUGAUUUCCACAGAGAGAAUGCUGACUACUGGUGUGUGUGCAUGCGUGUGUGUGGGUCCAUCAUUCACUCGUCUGAUUGGCAUUACAUGAUGAAAAAAAAAAUGAGAGAGAAAGCGGAGCUGAAAGAGGAGAGCAUCCAUUCAGCGCAGACAAUUCUUCAGUGCAGCGGUCUCCUAGCAACCGGACCCUCCAUCUUUUCACCGCUGAGAUGAGGUUGGACAGUAUCUAACGGAGCAUAUGGUUUCGAAGGGAAGGUGCAUCGCGGCCGAUCGGCAGAGUGCUAGUCGGGAAUGUAUAUCACCUGCUCGCAGUCAGAACAUAUGCAUUGUGUGUGUGUGUCUGUCAUCCGCGGCCCGGGAGAGGAAACACAAACAAUUAAUGGUGGGCAGAUGGUGGAGCGACGGCGGGAGGCGAGUGUGUGUGUGUGUGUGGGGGAGGCGAUGGGGGAGGCAGACGGACAGGGAGGUGGAUUAGCAACAUUUAAAGAAAAAAAAAAGUUCUUUACUUUCUUUUUUAAACUUUUUUUUGUGGGGAGAGGCUUGGAAGUGGUUCACAUGUAGUCUGAUUGGCAUUUCCUAAUGAGAGGAGACAAGCUGGAGAGAACAGCUCAGCCAACUCCAGGUCCUGCCCCUUCUGCACUCACCACCCACUCGCUGAGCCUCAGCUGUCACAUUUCUUUUUCCCUUUCCUCUGUGCUUUUCUUUUUUUCUUUCCCUCUUUCUCCCCUCCUCCCCUUUCUUCUUCUUCUUCUGCUCCCUCUCCUCUGACAGACGACGCAGGUUUUCUCGUGCAUAUCUCGGUUCGAGCCAUAAUGAUGGGUGAUAAUGACAGCACAGAUUUGAAAAGUUACAAACUCCCAGAAACAAGAAC
Molecule: messenger RNA, 2404 nt
Organism: Haplochromis burtoni (Burton's mouthbrooder)
Lineage: Eukaryota; Metazoa; Chordata; Actinopteri; Cichliformes; Cichlidae
Gene: sh2d1ab
Product: SH2 domain containing 1A duplicate b
Exons: 3
Coding region: 564-1028 (154 amino acids)
Source: RefSeq, a predicted model, not a curated record